GGUUGCCUGGCGGAUGACGGCGCACGGUGGUUGCCGGACGAUUGAUCGGGUGGCUGCCUGGCGGUUCGGCCGGCGGGCGUAUUGGGCUGGGCCGGGCGGGCCGAGUGGGCCGGGCCAGGCCGGGCUGGGCUGCGCCUGCUCGGCUGCACCGGCGCCUGGUGCGGAGGAUGGAGCCGGAAUCGGAGCUGGAAGAGGACUCUGAGCUAGAUCCGCGGCAGCUGUCGCUCACCAUCGCCUGCAUCGUGCAGCGGCUGCGGGGGUCGCAGCUGCACUCGGAGCUGGAGCGGGAGGCCAGGACAAGUCUACAUAAAACAGAAGUUCGUCUUGAAUCUUUGAAGGAGGAUCUGAAGGAAUUCUUGCGAAAAUCGGGUUGGGAAAAGAAGCUACAGAACGCUGUCUAUCGUGAGCUCAAUGUCCUUCCUGAACUUGGCCAUGCAUGUUCACCAGCUGAACACAUCAAGGAGGGACUGAUGUACAUAAGACGUGCACAGAUAAACUGGGAAAAGCGUGUUCUAAAAAGUUUAAACAGUAUGUGCACAGAGAUGAGCAUCCCUCUAGCAAAAAAGAGAUCAGCAGAUGAACAGAAAGAGCUUUUGCACAAAUGGAAUGAGAUGGGGACUGAUGAGCCAGAUUUGAGCCGUUUCCGACCUGUCUAUGCUCCUAAAGAUUUUCUGGAGGUUCUGAUUAAUCUUCGCAAUCCAAAUUUUGAUGGCGGUGACCCAACUGGUCUGAAUGGUAGUUGGGGUUUAAUCAAUGUUCCUUUGAAAGUUAAAGACCUUCCUGCACUGAGAAAUUUAUACACUGAACUUGGUUUGAAUUACGAGCAACUUGGGAUUGAUGAUUCGAUGCAGAUCUCCCCUGAACCUUUUGAAAUUGAGUACAUACGUCUUGGGCAAAAAGUUUUGUCUAAGAAGGACAGUGCUGCUGCCCAACAGUACGUUCGACAGGGAUGUCCAACAACAUUACGUGCAGAUAUGUGGGCACUCAUUCUGAAUGUCACCAAUCAGCUGGCGGAUUCUUUGUAUUAUGAACAACUGAAAUCGAAUGUAAUUCAACACGAUCUUUUAGUUGACAACCUCAUCUACAAGGAUGUGAAGCUAACAGCCAGCAAUGAUGAUUACUAUUUUGUAUUUGAAGAUUAUUUGUAUCAGGUGCUGCUAUGCUUUUCUCGAGAUGCACUCGUUCUUGAUCAUUUCAACUACAGCAGUGCUUCACCUCCCAAGUCAUAUAUCAAAGGAAAAGUUGCAUUAGAAGAUUAUGCUGUUGUGUACCCACCAAAUGGAGUAGUUCCAUUCCAUGGAUUUGCAAUGUAUGUUGCUCCACUCUGUUUUCUCUACCACGAACCAUCCAAACUGUACCAAGUUUUCCGUGAGAUGUAUGUGAGAUUUUUCUUCAGGCUUCAUAACAUCUCAUCUCAUUCCUCGGGAAUUGUAUCACUUUGUCUGGUGUUUGAGACGCUCGUUCAGACAUACCUUCCUCAACUCUUUUAUCAUUUACGUGAAAUUGGUGCACAACCACUUCGGAUAUCAUUUAAAUGGAUGGUUCGUGCAUUCUCAGGAUAUCUAGCAACCGAUCAACUUUUGUUUCUUUGGGAUAGGAUUUUGGGAUAUAACUCGCUGGAAAUUCUUGCUGUGCUGGCAGCUGCUGUAUUUGCUUACAGAGCAGAAAACUUAAUGGAAGCAACAUCACUGGCUGCAGCUGAAGCUAUACUUGCUGAUCUUUCCACGCUACAGGUCAUGCCUCUUCUACAGCUUUUCCUGUUUGCUACUUCUAAUUAAACUGUAUUGUUUGAAAUGGAUGAAAAUGUAUAUAGUCACCUUGCCAAUUCUGUAUCACACCUUAACAGUAUGAUGGCAAGCCAAUGGGGGUGCCUGCAUGAGAAAGUGAAAUAAAAAUGUACACAUAGAUGACAGAGUACUUUUAUUUAAGUUUAUGUAAACAUUAAUAAUAAAGCUAUUUAUGAACUUUACGAGUGACAAAAAAAAUACUUGUGUAGAAUUGAGAAUAUCAUAAUUCCUUAUAAAAAACACUGUUAAAGAUCAUUUUUCUGUUUUUAAUGAUUUCUACUGUAAAAUCAUAGAUCGAAAUGAAUGUGUUACAUCAGUUGUUCGUGUAUAGUCGGCGAAGUCCUCCCAUGUUAGUUAUCAUCUGUAUCAAACAUUCUUGCUAUUUGGUUCAUUCUAUAAUUUACCUUAACACAUUACUGAAAAUGUCUUAAAAUCUAAUUUUAAAUUCUAAUUUUUCAUAAUAUGAAUACAAUUCUAAUAAUUUCAUUUUUUGGAGUAGACCUUGUACUUACUAUAAAUGUGGCUUGAUCAAAACUAUUUGAAUGUAAAGAAAAUAGCUGUAAUGUCUUUAAAACUGAAUUCCAUAAUUAAAAAUGAUUUGUUUGAAAAUCAAUGCUGUAAGAAUAAAACUUAUUUCGCUG
Messenger RNA from Leucoraja erinaceus (little skate), 2428 nucleotides. It is a transcript of the gene tbc1d19, whose product is annotated as TBC1 domain family, member 19. NCBI's taxonomy places the organism in Eukaryota, Metazoa, Chordata, Chondrichthyes, Rajiformes, Rajidae. The transcript has 21 exons. The record is from RefSeq and is a predicted model, not a curated record. The coding region runs from base 168 to 1778 and encodes 536 amino acids.